Molecule: messenger RNA, 1278 nt
Organism: Puntigrus tetrazona (Sumatra barb)
Lineage: Eukaryota; Metazoa; Chordata; Actinopteri; Cypriniformes; Cyprinidae
Product: CMRF35-like molecule 8
Exons: 6
Coding region: 119-901 (260 amino acids)
Source: RefSeq, a predicted model, not a curated record
UCUGUGCAAAGGAAAAUGUUUCACGAAAGAUGCUCAAAAUAUAAUUCGAUCAGAUGAAGCCCAUGUUAAAAAGCCAAAUAUUUCAGUGAAGGACGACACUGAGCUCUUCACUGUGACCAUGACUGAGCUGAGAGCAGAGGAUGCUGGGAAAUACUGGUGUUCAGUGAAAGACGUGCUUCUUCUUCCUGUUGAGCUCAUGAUCAUCAGGAAGGACGGGGUCUCUCAGGAAGCGUCUGUUGGAGAAUCGGUGAACAUCAGCUGUAAACACAUCAGGAAUCAACAUCAGAGGUUUUUCUGUAGAGGAGAUCAGCCCAAUAUCUGCAUCAGAGACGGAGUUCAUGUUUCAUCCAGUAACAGUGAAGACCACAGAUUCUCUCUGACUGAAGAAACCUCUGCUGGAGUCUUUACUGUGAAGAUCAGAGACCUGAGAGAAGAGGAUUCUGGGAAAUACUGGUGUGGAGAAGAGAGUUCUGGGUCCUUCAUAUUCACUGAAGUUCAGCUACAUGUGACCAGAGAAAUGACCUCUCCUACCAGCAAAGAGGAAACAGAAAAGCCUGGCUCCUCUGUGAAGGUUGCUGUUCCUGUGGGAUUGCUCCUGCUGGUUCUGGUUACAGCCUUAAUCUUAUUCAAACUAAAACACAGGAAACACGGGACUGCUUCAUCGUCAGAGACAGCUCAAGAGGUGAUUCAAGAUGCCAGACAGCAUUCAGUCUCAGAUCCCGAAUCAGCUCAUCUCUAUUCCACCGUCCAGUCACCCACAAUCCCCUCUGAUGGGCUCCUGUACUCCUCUGUCAGUUUCCAGAAGCACGAAGAGUCUCUCAGUGACUCUUCAGUCAGAUUCAGUGAAGACGAGAUUCACUGUGAAUAUGCAUCCGUCAAUCACAGCAUUGGACCAAAAUAAUAUCAGCACUGGAUUUUUGUUUUAGAAGGAUGUCUGUAAUAAUCAAUCCGUGUCAUUGAAGAAGUUAUAGAGCGGUUAGCGACACGUCGCUGUUGAGAAAGAAGCUGAAAUGUUUCUCGUUGACUAAAGAAAACAUGGACUUUUAUUUGAAAUGUGCUUUUCAUCUUUGUAUUUGCCGGAGAUGCAGCUUCAUAUUAUGCACAAGCUUUUUUUUCAAUUGCACUCAUUGUCAUUCAUGUCAGUUUGUUAUAAAAUGUGAUGUACAUAAUAACUUGCUAGGAUUAAAAUAUUUUUUAUUCUGUAAAAAUCAACUUAAUUAGCAAUAAACUAUAUUUUUAGAAAUAUCUACUAAAUUAGAAAAAAAAUCACAUUUUAAC